Molecule: messenger RNA, 9881 nt
Organism: Hemiscyllium ocellatum (epaulette shark)
Lineage: Eukaryota; Metazoa; Chordata; Chondrichthyes; Orectolobiformes; Hemiscylliidae
Gene: zc3h18
Product: zinc finger CCCH-type containing 18
Exons: 20
Coding region: 262-3375 (1037 amino acids)
Molecular function (GO): metal ion binding
Source: RefSeq, a predicted model, not a curated record
AUGGCGGAGCUGCCCGGCUCGCGCUCGCUCGCUGCAGCCUCGGGCCCGGCCUCGCGCUCUCGCCGUUCCCUCGCUCAGAGCGGUCCCCCGGCCCAGCCCCAGCCCAGCCCCGGCCCCGGCCUGGCCUGGCCCGGCCCCGCUCGGCUCCUAGUGCCGCACAUCGCCACCCGGAGCGCAGUGUAGGUUUUCUCUACAUUAUGGAGACCAAAUGCAGAUUUAGUGAAAACAUUGUGGAACAUUUCUGAAUAAUAUUGUUCUCCGAUGGAUGUCUCCGAUAGUCCUGAUCGUGACCCUCAUUCACCUGAGGACCAACUCUCUGAAGAUGACCUAUUGCUUGAGGGUGGACAUGAAAACGAUGAUGAAGAGGACAUAGGCAAACGUUCGGACAAUGAUGGAGAAUGCAUUGAUUCUGAAGAUAAUGACCAUUGCAGUGAUGCUGAGAAUCGUAGUAUUGGUGAACUUGACAAUGAGGGGAGCCGGGACAAUGGGGAAACCCAUGAAUCAGAGGUGGAAGAGGAGGAGGAAAAGUUGAGAGAAGAAGGAGAUUAUAGUGAAGAAAGUGGAAAUGAGGAGCCAUCUAAAGACUUGGAUGCAGGAUCUGAUCAUGAUAAUGUUGCAAGUCCAAAAAGAACUUGCAAUACUGAACAAACUGAUAAAGCUGUUUCUGAGAAACAGGAUUCCCAAAUUGAUGAGGACACUGCAAAUGAUUCCAAGGAUGAAGCAUCCUCUGUCAUCAGGGACCUGGAUGAACAUGAGCUGGACUAUGAUGAGGAGGUCCCAGAAGAACAGCCAGGGGCUGUGACAGAAGACAGUGAAAAACAAAGCACGGAAGAGAAAAGUAGUGACUCUCCAAAGGAAGGUGAAGUGGAGAAAAGUCAACUUGAAGAGAGAAAGUCUGAAAGAGACAGAAAUGAUUCAUUUCGUGAGAGAAAAAAGGAUGAAGAUGAUGGUGAGCUUGAUGAAGGAGAAGUUGAGGAUGAUGAUCUUGAGGAAGGUGAAGUGAAAGAUCCCAAUGAGAGAAAAGUCCGACCAAAGCCUAUCUGCAGAUUCUACAUAAAAGGUAACUGCACGUGGGGAAAUAAUUGUCGAUUUAUUCAUCCAGGAAUAAAUGACAAAGGAAAUUAUUCACUGAUAGCCAAACCAGAUCCUUUUUCACCAAAUGGAGGACAUCACCUGGGACCUCAUCCACUAAUGCAGGCCAACCCUUGGGAAACACAUGUUUUGGGUGCUCCAGUGAUUGAUGAAUUGAUGCCACCCAUUCCCUUGGAACCUCCAGCAGAGAGUGCAUGGGAAAGAGGCUUACGACAUGCAAAAGAGAUGCUGAAAAAAGCCACCAUCAGGAAGGAACAAGAACCAGACUUUGAGGAGAAACGGUUCAAUGUCACCAUUGGCGAUGAUGAUUUUGACAAGGAAAAUGAUUUUUAUCGGGACUGGAAUUAUCGUGUUGCUAGAGACAUCAGAGAACCAGGGCCUGACCCCUAUAUAACUCCCUACUACGAACCCGAAGUUGAACGGUACUGGCGUGGAGGGCAAUACGAGAACUUCAGAGUACAAUGGACAGAAGCAGACUAUCAUUACAGAGAAAGGGAGAGGGAAAGAGAACGUGAAAGAGAACGAGAACGAGAACGAGACAGACACAGGGAACAGCGUGAGAGGGAAAGAGAACGAGAACGUGAACGAGGAAACAGGAUACGUGAGAGAGAACGGGACCGAGAGCGUGAACGUGACAAAGAACGACAGCGGAGAAAAGACGAGUGGGAAAGAGAACGUGCAAAACGAGAAGAAAAAGAUAGAACACAAAAAGACAGAGAACGAGAGAAGGAGAAACCAAAACAAAGAUCUCCACCUCCAGCAAGCCGGCAAGUAGAGCCACCCAAGAAAGAAGCUGCUCCAACAACUACUGUAAAACGAGCAGAUGAAUGGAAAGACCCCUGGCGCCGAUCCAAAUCUCCCAAAAAGAGACCAGUUUCGACAGCAUCACCAGGCCGUGGGCGCAAGCGACGAAGAACGUCUGGGUCCUCUGUUUCCGUCUCUGGCUCAUCAAGGUCGUCUUCUCGUUCUUCUUCCUAUUCAGGGUCUGGAUCAUCCAGGUCACGUUCAAGGUCGCAUUCAAGAUCAUCCUCUUACAGCUCCUAUUCCAGCCAUUCCUCCAGACACAGUUCUUAUUCUGGCAGCAGAUCAAGGUCCCGGUCAUUCUCAUCCUCACCCUCCCCAACUCCAUCACCAUCCCGAGCGAAAGAUGCUGCCAUUACAAAGGCCAAAGGGGGAGCACCUAGUGUUGGUGCAGGUGGAGAUGCCCCUGCUCUCUCAGCAAAAAGUGAAAAAGCAAUGAAGAAACUUCCAUCUCCACAGCCAACAGGACACACCACAGGGGCAAAGGUUCCAAAGACCACCACAGAGGGCACAAAACCUGCUGAGAACCGAGAUGGAAGAAAGAAAGAACGGCAGCCCCGGACACCACCUCGGAGGCGGACAGCAAGUGGAAGUGGAAGCGACAGUGGCAGCAGUUACAGUGGAUCAAGCUCUCGCUCGCGAUCACAUUCUCGUUCAGCGUCUCGGUCAACAUCAGCAUCUGGUUCUCAAUCUGCAUCCGGGUCCCACAGGUCAAGGUCGCUCAGUGUGAGCAGUGUAUCAUCCGUGUCAAGUGCAUCAUCAAGCAGCAGCUCUGUAAGAAGUGCCGAUUCUGAGAAUAUGUAUGCAGACUUAGCUAGUCCAGUCUCAUCUGCCAGCUCUCGAUCGCAAGCUCCUGCACAGAAGCAGAAGGAAAAAUUGAAACCCAAAAGAGAGGAGGCACCAAGAGACAAGGAACGAGAGGAGAGGCGGAAACGUGAGGUUCCACCACAACCACAGAAAUCUAGCUCCACACCAAAACCCACUCAGAUCAGCAAACCCCCACAGCUUGUCUACAGUGCACAUAAGGACAUUAAAUUAACCCUGCUAAACAAGCCUGCUGAUAAAGGCACCAGAAAACGGUAUGAACCUUCUGAUAAGGAAAGACCAUCCUCUCCACCAUCCAAACGGGUCACAGUUUCUCCAGAAAGAGGGCAUCGUGAUCGGAAGGCAUUUGGAAGGCCACCUUCCCCAAAAGCUGAUCGUCAGAGUAGCCGAGCUCCAGCAACGGUCAGGUCAUCUCCUGCCCAAGCAGAGCGAAAGCGGCCACCGUCCCCCCAAUCAAAGGUCUCAAGCAAAGUGACAAGUGUGUCUUCAAGUUCCAGCAAGUCACAUGACACAACAGCUUCAACCACUGCUACAUCCUCUGCAAAGUCGAGCAAAUCCAGCACAUUAUCACGCAGGGAGGAGCUACUCAAACAACUGAAAGCUGUAGAGGAUGCCAUUGCCCGCAAACGAGCAAAGAUUCCUGGCAAGGUCCAGUAGCUGUGAACCAAUCAACAUGGGACCGCAGUCUGUUGAUUAGAGACAGCUGUCAGUAUUUUCAAUGAUUAAAUCUGAGAUUUUUUCAGGAAGUAGCCAUGUUGAGGGACUCCUUGGGUACCUCACUGCCAUCCUCUGAACCUCCUGACAACCCAGCGGGUGAUGGCUGCAAUUAAACUCCAGAUCUGUCGUCAUUUUUUAAAAAAGAAAUGGAGAGACCGCUGCAGACUGUGAACUCUAUUACGUAAUUAACACAAACUGAUGCUGCAGUGGUAAUCGGUUGAAACCUACAGUCAAUGACUGGACAUGGACAUGUGAAAUCUGACCCUCAAGAAAGCCACACCUUUUACACAGCUUUAGAAGUUCUUAGUGUGUGUGUGUGUGUGAGUGUGUGUGUGUGUGUGCGCGCGCGCGCGCGCGCGUGUGUGUGUGUUGUCUGAAGGAAUUCCCAAAAAUACAUAAUGUGUUACCAGAGAACAGGUGAAUGUGCUGUCAAAACGCUGCUUUCUUGUUCUCCCUCCAUUUUUUGGGUAAACUUGUUCUUCUGGCUUCCCAAAUAAAUAUUCUUUCUUUUAUUUUACACUUUUCAGAUUUUUAAUCUUGUGUGCACACCUUAUGGUUGUGUUGGAUGUGUAGGUUGAAGACUGAAAACUCUGAAAAGAUCAUUCUGUUAACACAGCUGAGUUAUUGCAGGAAAACUGGUUUUUAUAUAUAUGCUGAUAACAUCUGCAGAAGCUGGAAGUUCAGUAAUUGCAUUGAAUGGGCAGAUAAAUGUUCAGGAUUGACUUUUUUUUACAUGACUUUAAUAAAGGAUUUACUAGUUGUAAAGAUUCAGAACCGUUUUAAUUAGUAACCUAGCCUUAAGUUAAUGGAAGUGAGUCUGCGUCAAUAUUUGCACUUGGAGAGACCCUUUCCACAGGUCAGUCAGCUCCCUCACUGUUCUUGGGUUUCACGUGUCACAUUUAGGAGAUGUGGGAUGAAAAGUUGCCUCAAUCUUCAGCAUCAAACUUUUCUGACCCUCAGCUUGUAUCUGUCUAAGUUACAACCCUCAGGCAUGGUUCACAUGAACAUUCUGAGACUGAAUUGCAGCAUUGUUACAGCAUAUGAAGAGGCCAUUUACGUACUGCCAUUUGUGUGAGCAGCUUACGUACUGCCUUCGCCUCAUAAUUCGGCACACUCUUCCCUUUCAGAGAGCCAUCAAUUCCUUAAUGAAAAUCUGGAAUGAACCUGCCUCCUGCACAAUCUAAAGCAACACAAUUUGGACCCUCAUCUUUGAUAAAGCUUUUCCUCACAUCACAUUUUUUCUUAUUUUGUAAAUUACUUUAAAUCUGCACCCUCUUGUCAUCCAUCAUUUCACUUUUGGAAUUUUUUUUACAAACUGUCUCUUGCCUGCCCCCACAUUCCCUGCCUCUUCCCUGUGACUGGCUUGGGAUGCAGUAAAACUCUUCACACUGUUCAUGUGCAGGAAGUGUCAUCUCUCGUCCACCUUAUAGCUGAAACUGAAGCUUUUUGUAAAGUUGUCUGAUCCCUAACCUGAGGGAUAUUAUACACGCAUUUAAGAUUUUCUCAUCUGCGUAUUUACAAACCUCACUUCCCGUCAGCGUUUAUUUCUGAUGAUGAUAAAUGGCUUCAGGCAAGCCUUAACCUAUAAUUAUAAUUAACAGAUUGAAUAAACAUACUGCAAACUCAGGCUUUUUUCUUGGUUUAAAAACUACACAUCAUCCAUUUUUGUUAUCCCAUCUGGGAAAAUGUAAAUUUCUCGCAAUAUUCCGAAGUCUUGAGAGUAAUGCUGCAGAAAAUAAUGUACAUUCGUAGAAUUCUUGGAGUAGACUGCACUUGCUGGUCCUUGGUAACUUUAGAGGCAUAUUGCUUUUGGUCACCAGAAGAGCAAACCAAAAUAAUUUGAAACCAAGUUUUAAGGACUUUUUAAAUCAAAUCAGUUGGGAACAUGGCAGAUAAUCAAGCUGCCUAACACAUCUUUAAUCAUACAAUGCAAGCAUUGUCUUUCAGCUCAGUUCUUGAACUUUCAGGUAAAUCCUUCUGCAGCCAGAGAAACUGCUUUGUAUUUUCUUAUCCACAUAAAAUCAAAAUUGUCAGCAUUCCAUUUGGAACCAGGUGCCAAUGAGCUAAGGCACCUUCCCACUGGAUUUCACAAACCAGCCUGAUAGAAACAGAUCCUAGUAAUGUAACAACUUAAUCUCUCCGGGCCAAGCUUCAUUGAGCAGCUUGGAGCAGUGCCCAAUCUAACCUCCUUCGCUCAGGGUGACCCUGAGUGGAAAUCACAGAAUUGGAAUCCCAGUUGAAGAACUGAAGUGGUGCAGUUAAAGUCUGAGACACUAGCGGCAAUCCUUGUCCUGUUAAAUUGUGCAAAUGUACAAUAUAUUUCUGCAUUUUGUUCUUAUUUAUAUGUAGUGGGUCUUUAAGUCUUUUAUGUUGAAGCUCGGAUCAGUGACUCUCUUAGGGGCUCUGAGUAACAGUUUAGGAUACAUUAAAUGCAGUGUAUGUACUCUGGGAUUUCAUUGGUGCAGGAGUUUCUCUUGCUGAUCAUGCUAUCAUUAACUCCAAUCAGGAGAAUAUUUGAAUACACUUUCCAAAACCCCUGCCUGGCAGCUGUGCAGGAUAUGGUCAAAUGGAUAAAGGUGGGGCUGUUGACAAGAUUGCCCAGUGUUGCAUCACCUGCUGACAGGUUCCAUAGCAACCGGGCAAUGUUUGAUGCAAUGUUUUGUUUCUAAACUGGAAUGUUGCCUUUUGCCUGGUGAGUUUUUAUAAAAAUUCUUGUCAGUCAACCAAUUAGAUCUGAAGGGAUGAUGGUGGUGGUCACAGAGAGAUGGAAGCUGCAGACUGAAUCAGUCUGUGCCCUGCAGCGCUAAACCUGAGAGACAUCAGUGGGAGAGCAAAUGCACUGUUCCAGUAUUAGCUGCAGCAAACUGCUACAAUGGGUUUGCUGGUUGUCUACAAUGGUUUACGAUUAUUUGCACCUCUGUUCCUCCAGGCAUUUUCUACUGCUGGAAUUCCAGGCACAUCAGGUGACCUUGAAUUCCUUUGCCAGGAUGUUCAUUGAGUGUUAGCCAGGACAGUGGUGCUCGGAGAGUAUUUAAAUCUAGUGACAAAUCCUCAUUCAACAUUUACUGUUGACCAAGGCUUCUUGAGCUCAGUGGAUCAGAGGCUGAAAUUAAAUAUACAGAACAUACCAGCAUUAAACUGCGCCUUGAUCCAUAGAGAGCAGCUGCCAAUGCAUUUUGCACCAUCGAGCCAUAUGGAAUGUAUCUCUGGUCUUCACUGGUUAUCUGUGUUUCAUCCCUGAUUAACGGAGCUGAAUAGAGGCAGUAUUGUACUGCAGAUUGAGUGUCAUAUUCUAAUGUGUGUGGACUCUUCCCCUAGCUUUUGCACUCUCUCCCCCACCCCUGCCCCCAGUCGUUCUUUUAUUAGUAUAUUUAUAAGUCUGGCCUUUCUUAUAAUGAUUAUCAGAAAAUCAGGACUGUGCUUUUGAUUAAAUAUAUCUUGCAAAGGAAGGCACAGGAUCAGUUAAGAUCCAUAAGAAAUAGGAGUGGAAGUAAGGACUUCCAGUAGAAUGGUUGCUAGGGUGGGGAUCCUGUACCCUACCCUCUAACUCUCCCCCAUUAUCUCUAUCUAUUGCCCAUCGAGUCCACUCCGUCAUUUAAUCAUGGCUGAUGGGCAUUUCAACGCCACUUACCCACAUUCUCCCCGUAUCUCUUAAUUCCUUGCGAGAUUAAGAAUUUAUCAAUCUCUGCCUUAAAGACAUUUAACGUCCCGGCAUCCACUGCACUCCAUGGCAAUGAAUUCCAGAGGCCCACCACUCUGGCUGAAGAAAAGUUUGGAAAUUCUUUGCCUGUAAUUCAACACAAAGAUUUGAUAGAACUGAAUAGUACAUUUGUUAUCUACGUUUUGAAAGUGACCAGUGUGGGAGAUUGUACUGUGGCCGUAUUUGGGGUUGCGUUGAUGGUUGUCUAAUGUGCGAUUAAUAACAUGGUUUAUACAGAUAUUGGGAUCCAGCACAAGCUCCAAACCCUACGUGCUCAAGUUGUAUCUUAUUUGAGUGAGGCUCCCUUAGAUUAUGUUCCGUAGUGAGUCAAAUCAACUAAAGUAACUAGGUUAAUGAGAAACACUAGCUCAAGGUGAGAAAGAAAAUUGAUUUAUCAGAAAUGAAUGUUAAUAUAAGUUUCUGGAUGCUGCUUCAUUUAUACUCCUUUAUACUCUGGGCACCAUCUUUAAUUUACUGAUAUAUUUUCUUUAUUGCUGUUUGUGGGCAGUAUCUUACUCCUUAAGCAACUGAGUCAUGAGGCAAACUCAAGUCCAGUAACUGUGCAGUUCUUACAGCUCCAAGUACAGUAUCCAGCACCAAGGUAUUUGUAAAUAAUUGUUCCCUAACGUAUUGUUAACUAACAUGAGUCAUCACAUGAUACAAGAUUGCUGAAAUCCCAUGGCUCCCAGCCCUAUUAGUAGGUUCUACUAUUCCCUCCUUCCACCAGUGGAUCCAUAAGGAGCUGGCCUCUAUCUGAUUGUUCCGUCACAUCCAAGACUAAUUGCCUUCCUCACCCAAUCUCCACGUGUGGGCUUACAAUAGAAUGGUUACUGGAUAGUUCUCGGGUGGGGAUCCUGUACAUUACCCUCCAACUCCAUUGUCUCUAUCUAUCUGUAUUCCUUCAACACCUACCUCCUCCUCCCCACCCCAGCUGCUGCCACUGUUUCUCUUUCCCUUCUGUGUCUCUGACCCCCUUCUCCUCCAUAAAUGUUUGACCAAUUCUCAUCUUCCAGAGAUCAGCAAGUGAAUAUGCGUCUUUACUAAACUGGCUUUUAAAGAACUUCUUAAAUUGUGAUUUCACGAUGAAACUAAGUAUGUACAUUGUGGUGACUAUUUGAAGAGAAAGGCCCAGUAAAUUCCUCAGUCUGAUGCAGUUAAAUACUGUGAAGCAUUCACUGAGUUAAAAUCUGUGUGUACAGUCGCUGUGUAUUCAGGUGUCUGUGAAUAUCGUCGUGUCCAUACUUGCAACCUGCAAUAUUUGGUAUUGUCCCUGUGGACAACCUGCAAAUUUCUUUGGUGCCUGUAGUUCUGCUUUAACACACGAUCUCUGAUGUUCAUCAGUCCUUGUGGACUUUUGGCACUCUUGGGCAACCUGCAAUAUCCAUUUUAAUCAGAAUCAGAGAAAGCAGUACCAGAUGUGGCAGAGAUCAGAUUGACUGCUGGAAAUACAGCAAUUCUUAUAGGUAACGUAGCUCCAUUCCAGGUUUUAACCUCAGUUUUAUCUCUACCAGAGCUGGUGGACUAUUUAAAGCAAUUGGUGUUUUUCUAAAUAUGUGUGAAUGGCGAUUUAUCUGUGGAUUGCUGCUGGUGCGAUUUGUUGUGGUGGGAGCUAACAGGCUGAAUGUUACUCUGAAAUUGGCUAACUGGAGGUAACUUGCUGAAACAUAGCCUCAGGCCAUGGGGAAGCUGAGCUGGACAGAGCAUUGUAGCUGAGAACAAAGUCCAGCUUUUUCUUCUUGUGUCAGUGAAGAAUUGCAAAUACUACAGCACAAUGAAUGUCUUGGAGUUUAAAACCCUGAGUAUUUCAGUUAUUGUAGUAAAAGGUAAAACAAAACUCCCAAUAUGCUUGACAAAAGCUUAAAUACUGUGAAUAGUGGGAAAUCCGAAAUAAAAACAGAAAAUGCUGGAAAUACAGUUUUGAUAAAAGUUUUUUUUUCUCUCAACCUAGUUGCCAUUUUCUUGGUUUUGACUUUUUAAAAGUCUAUUUAUUAUUUACACCCUCCUCAGACCUUCCAAAUCCACCAGCUGCCCUUUCUUAAUUCUACUUGAUGGUGGGAAUGAAGAAGAGUGGUCUGUAGGGACUGGUGCUCGAGUUUUGUGUGCACCCAAUCUCCUCAGCUGUUUGAAAAUCUGAGUGUACUGUGCAGAAAUCCUUGCAUUACUUUGUCUUUUAUUGCAGGGCCAGAGAAUUCCAGCAAUUUCAUUAUAGAUCACACUGUGACAGAGAUCACAAUGGCAGACUCUAAAAGGGUAACCAUUUUGUGAAGUUUCCAAAGGUAUCCAAGGUGAAGCAGAAAGUGUUAAUUUCAAAAGGUGUUUCCUAGUUACUCAGGAUAGUCUUUCCUGCAUCCAAAACCCACUGUCAGAGCUUUACCCAAAGCCUGCUGAACAUUUUCUGAGCUCCUCCCGAUAUGUCUGUGUGAGGUAAAUGUUCUGUUUGGGUUGAAUCCCAGGGGAAUGAGCAGUGCACAGACUGAUUUUACUGGGAGUCGGUGGAAUUCCAAAUAAAAAUGCUGUUUUGCUUGGAGAUUCUGCCAAUUAAACUAGUUUGUACAGAACCACAUGGAAGGCAGCCAUGAUUAAUAUUUCUCUGCUAGUUGCAUUGAUGCUCAUUGUUUCUUUCUAUGAAGAGUUUUGUAUUAAUUGUAGUGAUUGUAUAAAAUCUAACCUUUUUGUAUUUUCUGCUCCCUGUAAUGGAUGUUCCAAACCCCAAUCCCAUAAAAUAAACUCUGUAUCUCUUGUCUAA